Messenger RNA from Chroicocephalus ridibundus (black-headed gull), 2851 nucleotides. It is a transcript of the gene SLC26A6, whose product is annotated as solute carrier family 26 member 6. Lineage: Eukaryota; Metazoa; Chordata; Aves; Charadriiformes; Laridae. The record is from RefSeq and is a predicted model, not a curated record. The transcript is spliced from 20 exons. Gene Ontology annotation, molecular function: sulfate transmembrane transporter activity; chloride transmembrane transporter activity; bicarbonate transmembrane transporter activity. Gene Ontology annotation, biological process: transmembrane transport. The coding region runs from base 92 to 2377 and encodes 761 amino acids. Gene Ontology annotation, cellular component: plasma membrane.
UGUGGGGUGGCCGGGGCUUUGCUCGGUGGCUGUGGUAGCCCGCUGCCCUGGCUGCGCUGCGCGGGCCGGCACACAGGAGGGCUGGGUGGCCAUGGCAGCAGAGAUGGUGCUGAACCACCGAGAGCCCCACAAGGUGCUGAGCGAGGCUGAUCUGGAGGAGGUGGCACAGCGGAAACCUCCUGCCAAGCCCUCGCUGCACAGCUGUCUCCACAAGACCAGAUGCUCAGCCUCCACCGCCAAGUCCCUGCUGUUCCGGUUCCUGCCCUUCCUGAGCUGGCUGCCCCGCUACCCGAUCAAGGACUGGCUCCUGGGGGACAUUGCCUCAGGCUUCAGUGUGGGCAUCAUGCACCUGCCCCAGGGGCUUGCCUACGCACUGCUGGCCGGCCUGCCACCUGUCACCGGUCUCUAUUCCUCCUUUUACCCCGUCUUCCUCUACUUUUUCUUCGGGACGUCCAGGCACAACUCCGUGGGCCCCUUUGCCGUCAUCUCCGUCAUGAUUGGGAGCCUGACGGAGUCUCUGGUGCCCAGCGAGGACUUCCUGGAGCCUGUCAACGGCAGCAAUAUGACGGUCAAUGAGGAAAGGAGGGACGCUGCCAGGGUGGAGCUGGUGGCCACCAUCACUGUCUUGACAGGCAUCUUCCAGGUGGCCCUGGGCCUCCUGCAGUUUGGCUUUGUGGUGACCUACCUCUCGGAACCGCUGGUGCGUGGGUACACCACUGCUGCCUCCGUCCAUGUCCUCAUCUCCCAGCUCAAGAAUGUCUUCGGGAUCUCCCUGAAUGAGCACUCGGGGCCGCUCUCGCUGUUCGCAACCUUCAUUGAGAUCUGCCAGAAGCUACCAAAUACAAACUUGGGCACCCUGGUGACGGCCAUCAUUGCCAUGGUGGUCAUCUUCAUCGUGAAAGAGCUCAACCACAAGUUUGCCGCCAAGCUGCCCAUGCCCAUCCCCAUCGAGCUUAUCACGAUCAUCAUCUCCACCGGCAUCUCCUACGGCGUCAACCUGAACGCCAAGUUUGGCAUCUCCGUGGUGGGCAACAUCCCCAGCGGGUUGAAGCCGCCCGUGGUCCCUAACUUCAGCUACUUUGGGCAGGUGGUGGGCAAUGCCUUCGCCAUUGCCGUGGUGGGCUACGCCAUCUGCAUCUCCCUGGGCAAGAUCUUUGCCUUGAAGCACGGCUACAAAGUGGACAGCAACCAGGAGCUGAUUGCGCUGGGCUUCUGCAACUUCCUGGGUGGCUUCUUCCAAUGUUUCGCCAUCAGCUGCUCCAUGUCUCGGAGCCUGGUACAGGAGAGCACAGGGGGGAACAGCCAGGUAGCCGGUGUCAUCGCAUCCCUUGUCAUCCUGGUGACCAUCCUGAAGAUCGGAGAGCUCUUCCGGGACCUGCCCAAGGCCAUCUUGUCUGCCAUCAUCAUCAUCAACCUCCACGGUAUGUUCAAGCAGUUUAAAGAUAUCCGCAUGCUCUGGAAGUCCAACCGAGUGGACCUGAUGGUCUGGGUUGUGACAUUCCUGGCCACCCUCUUGCUGAACUUGGACAUCGGCCUGGGGGCCUCGGUGGCCUUCGGGCUGCUCACCGUCAUCUUCCGCACCCAGCUCCCCCACUACUCCAUCAUGGGACGCAUCUCCGACACUGAAGUCUACAGAGACGUGGCUGACUACCAGAUGGCACAGGAGAUCCCUGGUGUGAAGAUCUUCCGCUCCUCCUCCACUCUCUAUUUUGCCAACGUGGAGCUGUACGCUGAGGCCCUGAAGAAGAAGAGCGGCAUCAACGUUGACCGCCUGAUCAAGAAGAAGAAGAAGGCCCUCAAGAAGCUGAAGAAACAGCAGAAGAAAGCAGAGAAGGAGAAGGCAAAGAGGAAAAAGGACGCAGAGGACGGGCUUAAUGGUCCGGGAGUGUCGGUGAUCGAGCUGAGCGGGGCAGAAGGCAGUGCACCCCCCGAGCCCACCCUGCGCACCCUGGGGCUGCCCCAGCCCCCCUUCCACACCGUCAUCUUGGACUUCAGCACUGUCAGCUUUGUGGACACUGUCUCUGUCAAGAUCCUGAAGAACAUCUUCAGGGAUUUCCGUGAGAUAGAAGUGGACGUCUUCAUUGCCUGCUGCUCGGGUGAGGUGGCCCUGCAGAACCAUCAGCCCUUGCUGGGCGUGCCCACCCAUUCGGGACGCAGCUGCUGGCCUGGGGCUCUGCUGCCCUCCAUGGUGUCCCCAUCCCCUGGGUUUCCCCAGGGGACAGGUGCUGCAGUCUCUGUCCUCGCCCAGCUGGAGCGGGGCAACUUCUUCAGCUCGACCAUUACCAAGCACUGCUUCUUCCCCUCCGUGCAUGAUGCUGUGCUCCACAUCACCGGGGAGCAGCGCCAGGCCCCGGCGCACCACAGCACCAGGAUGUAGCCCUGCGAGAGGAAGACGCGUCUCCCCGAGGAGCUGGGCGGAUGAAGGGGCCUUUGCCACCCCGACGGCACCAACUCACCCACCCUGGGGCCCGGGGGCCUUGUACCCCCACCAGCCCCUCUGGACUUUCGAGGGCUGGGGCCCUGCCCUGGCCGUGAGCUCCUGCUGUGACGGAGCUGCCCCAGCCCCUCAGGCCGAGGUGCCCGCCGGGAGCCCCCGCGCAGCCCCACCACGGGCCUGUCCCACCGGGCUGGGCCCUGGUUUGGAGGGGCAGCGGAAGGACCCCCGGACCCGGCCAGCGCAGUUGGCGUCGCGGAUAAAAAUCAUGUAGCUUUUUCUCAGGUUUCGUUUUAACGCACUUUCCUCAAUAAAGGUGACCUCAGGCUGGGUGGCCUGGCUGCACCCCGGUGCUUGUGGGCACUGCCUGGCGGGGCCCAGGCCCGGGCCUGGCCCUCCCUGCGGGCAAGCUGGCCC